AUGGGAUGGGUGAGAGCGCUGCCCCCUACCCCACCCCUCUCUCGCUUGUUCUUGCUCUCUCUCUCUCUCUCUCUCUCUGCUCUGGAGGGCAGACACGAUGCGAAGUACUGCGGGAGAGAGCGCGCCAGGAGGAGGGCUAUCGUCGCCCUUGAGUCGAUCGGAGGACAAGGAGGCGUGCACUUCAAACACGAUCACCCGCCCACCCCUCGGGGACUCGCGCUGCACGGCAGGGAGUACGCAAUAAAGGCGCAGUCCCCGGUGGCCUGCGCACGCUGCGGCCGACACGAUCUGCCCCGCGUCACAGCGGUGGCAUCGCUGGAGCUCUUCGCCCGUGCACACGUCCCACCACCAUCACCGCAUGACCCGCCUCGCUCACCCUCUUCUUUUUCUGCUGCCGUCUCGUCUCUGCUUCCCGCUGCACGGCGUGCUGUCAUGCUGGCCAAUCCGCAGUCCUUUGCAACCUCACCUGCCUACACAGAGAACGGCGGGGGUGGCGGCGCACCAGAAGCCUCUCAAGAGGGGUACCCGAGAACGUUGACAUCUUCACUUUCGCAGACGACGGCCUACGCCGUUCGUGCGAUGGACAGCGUCACAUGCAUCCCGUCUCGUGUUCUCCACUUGCCCGCACCACUGCUGCAGCCACACGGCUCGAGAUGGGCAUCCGUGCAGCCGUCACCCGAUCGCGCUAGUCUGCUGCUCUGCGGUCGUCAUGAGUGUCAGCUGCUUGCAGUGUCGUCCUUCGCGCUGCAGGUGCCGCGCGCAGCCGUCUUGGCGCAGUCGUCCCGCAGCAGCAGGGGAGAGGACACGCGUCGCUUGGUGGCGCAGCGGUGGAACGAGCGUGGUUCUGCUCCUGACAACUCUGCCGUUGGAGGACGGGGUCGGUGCAUUGUCCUGCCGCAGCCGCACCGCGAUCUCACCUCCUCAUGCUGGCUCUCUGCGGGUCUCGACACAGGCAACGAAGACGACGGCGAGGCAGCCGCGGGCGACGACACCGCCCCUGGUGCGGUGGUAGGACUCGGCGAUGCCGCCUCGGUGGUGACGAUCAUGCGCCCCUCACCCCUCAGCAGAGCAUUAUCGCCUCAUGGCGCGACCGCCACGUGGCUGCAGGCCACCAUCUUUCUCAAGGACGAGGGGGACGCGGUGUUUGCGGGCGGCACACCCUUGGCGUGGAACCACCAGCACCACGAUCGCCUCGACAAGGCCACGAUGCUCGGGCGGCCGUGCCACUGGGGGCGUACUCCGCCGGUAGCACCGGCUUGGAAGGCGGUAGAGGCGGUCCUGCCGUGCAGCUAUGUGCCUAGCCACUCCAGCAGUGGGCUGACGGACAUGUACGUCCUCUGCCAGCGCGUGGAUGAGGUUUAUGUGGGCAGCGGCGUUGCCGCCGGAGGACGCUCCGCGAGACGAUCGUGCAGCGCCGUGUGGUUAGCCUCGGUGCAACGCGAGUCUGCGUGGCGAGUGCCGUUGGCAAUGCCACCCGGAGAUGACGAAGCCUUAAUGGACAGCGGUGGAGAUGGUGCUGCUGCGUGCUCUUUAGCAGAGGUGCGGCACGUUGUGCGGCGCACACCGCGCUUGUUCGACGUACGUCGGCGCCUGCCGCCUGCCCUCCAACAAGCUCCACCGCACCAGCCGUCGCAGGCUCGCCCAGCACCGCCGUCGGCGCCGGCGCAUCAGCGUGCGGGUAACGCUGAGACAGGGCCGAUGGGUCUCGUCUUCGCUGCCGCGUUCCGUCGCCAUGUUGGUCUCUACACCGCCGCGACAGUCACCCCGACGGUCUUUUUUGAGCUGCCGUCGUGGCUGACGGGAGGCGGUGGCACUGCCGCCGCUACCGCCACCUCGUCACCAAGCCGGUGUUCGAGUUGGUGCGUGACAUCUGUGGUGGAAGAGCCAUCCCUCGUGGCGCCAGUAGCAGUCCCGCAGACAUCAUCCAACGGUGGUGGCAGCGGCUACUCGUACCUUGUGACGGCGAUGCAUGAUGAGAGGGGCAACCGGCGGAGCCGCCCUUACCCGGCUCCCGCAAAGGUGACUCGUGGCGAUGAGUCAUGGAAGAGCGACGGGGACAACAACAACGGCAGCAGCGGGGGCAACUGCUGCUGCUCGCCCCUCUCCCCGUCCGGCAGCUGCUGGUGGCUGCUAUAUGACUGCAGGAACCCGUCCCUGCCGGUGUGGGCCGCUGAAGAGGCUCUCGCGGCACCGCCCGCGCUCGACGAGGAUGACCUAUGGCACGAUGCACCCGUAGUGACGGAGUGGCUCGCAUCGACGUCGACGUCGCCGUCGCCCGCGUCUCACGCUGGCCUCCACCGCAGUCCGGUGUGCGCGACGUACGUCCCGUUUGCAACGACUUCCGCGGACGGCUCGAGUGCCCUUGCGGUGCCGUCUGCGUGCGGCGUUUGUAUAGUGCUCGAUGGUGGGACGAGGAUGCCCGACGGUGCGGGCUUGGAUACGGAGGGUGACGACGACGACGACGACGUGGCAAGCGGGGAGGCAGCGGAGGUGUUUGCCCCCAUCAUGUAUGAGCUGUCGCCCCCACGCUCUCUGCUAUCGCCAACACUCGGCGCUCCUCGGGAAGUGACUGCGAAGCCGCCACGGGUGCGGGCGCUGACGUUCACCGAGGGCACGCUUCACUACGCGUGCGAGGAGGCACUUUAG
Molecule: messenger RNA, 2646 nt
Organism: Leishmania major strain Friedlin
Lineage: Eukaryota; Euglenozoa; Kinetoplastea; Trypanosomatida; Trypanosomatidae
Exons: 1
Coding region: 1-2646 (881 amino acids)
Source: RefSeq, a predicted model, not a curated record